AUGGCCACCUCGCCAGCUGCGUCGUCAGCCACAGCCGCGGCCGUCGUCGCCGGCGGCUCCACGGCUACCACCAUCACCGAGACGAUCGCCGGGUCGUACGUGUUCAGGAUCGACGGCUUCUCCGGAACCAAGGAUCUCGGCGUCGGCAAGAGCAUCAAAUCAAGUACGUUCCGCGUCGGCGGGCAUGCCUGGUACAUCGACUGCUAUCCUUGCGGUGAGUUGGAAGAAGACAACGCCGGUUGGGUAACCCUAUAUCUGUACCUCGAUCACCCUGGUCCUAACGACAAAGUCGAGGCAGAAUGCUCUUUCACUGUGAUGGGCAGUGCUGGAGAUCCAUUCCAAGAAACCACUGAAAAACACGUCUUCAAGAGUGGAGAUACAUCAGCAGGCCUAUCCAUCGAAAGAAAGGAGUUGGAGUCGCUCCUCAGGGACGACGACUGUUUCCAGCUCAGAUGUGUUGUGUGCAUCUUCAAGGAGUUCCCCGCGGUGCCGCCUCCGGACCUGCACCGGCACCUCGGCGACCUCCUAGCCAGCCGAGUGGGAGGGGAUGUGACCUUCGAGGUUGGUGGCGAGCUCUUCACGGCGCACCGGUACAUCCUCUCCGCCCGAUCCUCGGUCUUCACAGCGGAGCUCUUCGAUCCGUCGAAGGAGGCUGCCACGGCUGCUCGCAUACGGAUCGACGACAUGGAACCCAAAGUGUUCAGAGCUUUGCUCCAUUUCAUCUACGCCGACUCGGUGAAUGUCGUUGAAGAUGAUGAUGACAAGGUGAUGUUGCAUCAGCAUCUGCUUGUGGCGGCGGACAGGUACAACUUGGAGCGGUUGAAGUUGAUUUGUGAGGAAAUGUUGUGCAACUGCAUCGACGCGAGCAUGGCUGCAACUACUUUGCUGCUCGCAAGCAAGCAUGGUUGUCAAAGGCUCAAGAAGGCAUGCUCUACGUUCCUGACGGACCUGCUCGCCAGUGUUCAGGAACCUGAUCAGCAGAGUUGCCACAGAGCGCCUUUGACUGGAAAGAGGCAAAGAUCCUAG
Panicum virgatum (switchgrass) is the source of this 1026-nucleotide messenger RNA. RefSeq names its product BTB/POZ and MATH domain-containing protein 2-like. NCBI's taxonomy places the organism in Eukaryota, Viridiplantae, Streptophyta, Magnoliopsida, Poales, Poaceae. Gene Ontology annotation, biological process: protein ubiquitination. The record is from RefSeq and is a predicted model, not a curated record. Bases 1 to 1026 code for a protein of 341 amino acids. Gene Ontology annotation, molecular function: protein binding. The transcript has a single exon.